CAUGCUAUAUUUGGAGUGCAGUGCAACAUAAACAAUACAAAAUGUUUAUCUCAACUAAAAAUUAUAUUUAAACAUUUCUAAUUAAGAAAACAACCAAUUCCAAGUUGACCGGUCUGGAGAUAGUUACGUUCACGUGCGAGACGGCUGAAACUGGAUCUUACUCAUUCUCAACCUUCAUGUUGCUCCACUUUGACUAAGGAAAGAUUAUUUACAUAAUCUCCAAUUACACUUACAGCAGUCUGGAUCCGGCACUGGUUAACUAGAUAAUAUUCAAUCCGUAAGCAGAAUUUGAUUGAAGUAGAUCUGUUCAUCCAGAGUGAAAGUUCAAACAUCAAUUCAGAAUCACAAAAAAGAAAAUGAUGUCAACCGGGAAUAUUUUAUCAACAUUUCCAGGAGAAGGGAUCGACAAAAUUCCCCAGGCUUUGAUAGAAUAUUCCAACUAUCGAUCCGCUUUAUCCACUCGAUAUGCAUCGAAAGAAAUGCAAUAUAAUUUCAGCGACCUGAAAAAAUUCUCGACAUGGAGAAAGCUGUGGUAUAUUUUGGCACAGUCUGAAAAGGAGCUUAAUAUUAACGAUGUGACCAUAACUGACGAGCAGUUAGAAGAAAUGAAGGCCAACAUUUUCAACAUUGACUUUGAACGAGCGGCGGAAGAAGAAAAAAAGACUCGCCACGAUGUGAUGGCACACGUGCACACUUUUGGUUUUUUAUGUCAAAAGGCUGCUCCCAUUAUCCAUGUUGGAGCAACUUCUUGUUUUGUGGGGGAUAAUACUGAUCUGAUAAUCAUCCGUGAUGGCUUAGAUCUUUUACUGCCUAAGCUGGCCAGGUGUAUCCAUCGCUUGUCCAAAUUUGCACGAGAGCAAAAAGAUGUCCCAACACUUGGAUUUACACAUAUGCAACCGGCACAACUUACAACUGUGGGCAAACGAGCUUGUCUUUGGCUCCAAGAUUUACUUUUUGAUGAAAGGAAUAUCUCCAGAAGUAGAGCCGAUCUUAGAUUUCGAGGGGUAAAGGGAACAACGGGGACACAAGCUUCGUUUUUGCAACUCUUUGAGGAAAAUCACGAGAAAGUGAAAGAGUUGGAUAAAUUGGUAACAAUGAAAUGCGGAUUCCCAAAGGCAUAUGCUGUCACUGGCCAAACAUAUAGUAGACACGUGGACGUUGAUGUUGUCAGUUCGCUUGCGGGACUCGGCGCAUCCGCACACAAGAUUUGCACCGAUAUCAGAUUGCUGGCCAAUAUGAAAGAGCUUGAAGAACCAUUUGAAAAGUCCCAAAUCGGUUCUUCUGCAAUGGCUUACAAAAGAAAUCCAAUGAGAUGCGAGCGAGUGUGUUCUUUAGCCCGUCAUCUUAUGACUCUAGUUGGCAAUACAAUGUCCACGGCAGCAGUGCAAUGGAUGGAAAGGACAUUAGAUGAUUCUGCCAACAGACGGUUAACACUAUCGGAAGCAUUUUUGACGGCGGAUUCAAUUUUGGAAACACUGCAAAACGUAUUUGAAGGGCUGGUUCCCUAUCCUCAGAUAAUUGACAGACAUAUCAAGCAAGAGCUUCCAUUUAUGGCUACAGAAAAUAUUAUCAUGGAGAUGGUGAAGAAAGGAGGAGAUCGUCAAGUUUGCCAUGAGGAAAUUAGAGUGUUAUCACAUCAAGCUGCAUCUGUCGUAAAGAAUGAAGGCAAGGACAAUGAUUUAGUUGAGCGGAUUAAACAGACGCCGUAUUUCAAACCAAUAUGGGACGACCUUCCGAGACUGCUGAAUCCCAAUACUUUUAUUGGACGUGCACCACAACAGGUGGACGAGUUUCUCCAAGAUGAAGUGGAACCUAUCAUUUUGAAGUACAAAGGAAUGUUAGAUGGAGUUGUAACAUUAAAAGUGUAAAAUAAAUUUUUAUGAUAUGCUUCAGUAAUCAUUAAAAGUUAAUCGUUUCGAGCUUACAUUGUUGUUAAAUUAA
Molecule: messenger RNA, 1941 nt
Organism: Folsomia candida
Lineage: Eukaryota; Metazoa; Arthropoda; Collembola; Entomobryomorpha; Isotomidae
Gene: Adsl
Product: adenylosuccinate lyase
Exons: 13
Coding region: 357-1868 (503 amino acids)
Biological process (GO): 'de novo' AMP biosynthetic process
Cellular component (GO): cytosol
Molecular function (GO): (S)-2-(5-amino-1-(5-phospho-D-ribosyl)imidazole-4-carboxamido) succinate lyase (fumarate-forming) activity; N6-(1,2-dicarboxyethyl)AMP AMP-lyase (fumarate-forming) activity
Source: RefSeq, a predicted model, not a curated record